Messenger RNA from Penicillium brasilianum, 654 nucleotides. The record is from the annotation of a GenBank genome assembly. NCBI's taxonomy places the organism in Eukaryota, Fungi, Ascomycota, Eurotiomycetes, Eurotiales, Aspergillaceae.
AUGAUACCCCGCUAUACCAUCGCUCCUCACCUGGAGUACUUCAAUGUCCCCUUCACCGACUUCAUUGCAGCGCGGCCCGAAUUCGACGCGUUCGGGGUCGGGGGCUACAUUUUCGAACGAGCAACGACUCCUCUUCCCACCGCCAACGCGGGGUCCCCGCCCCCACGCAUUUUAUUGCUCCAGCGAGCUCUGACCGAUUCCAUGCCCGGUUGCUGGGAGGGUCCUGGCGGGGCCGCAGAGCCCGACGAGGACGGCACGUUGUUGGAUGGAGUGGUGCGUGAAGUCGCCGAGGAGACGGGUCUGCACGUCUCGCGCAUCUUGGAGUUGGUCGCCGUCGACGUGUGGAUGCAUACUCGUCGGAAUGGGGAUCGAAUUCGGAUUGCGAAAUAUUCGUUCAUUGUCGAGGUGCAUGAGGCCAUGAGGCAGCUGGCUGAUGGGACUACUCAGGCCGUACCUGUGGAUGAGAUCCCCGUCCGGUUGGAGGCGACGGAGCAUCAGGCAUUUGACUGGGCGAUUGAGGAAGAUGUGAAGUAUUCGUUCCAGACGGGGAAGGGCAAGUAUCAACUGCCUUUGCCUGCGGUGGCACAUCAGGGGCCGAAUAUUCUGAGAGCCUUUGGCUUGUUUACGGAGCUGCAAAAGGGGAGUUUGGGAUGA